Molecule: messenger RNA, 758 nt
Organism: Rubroshorea leprosula
Lineage: Eukaryota; Viridiplantae; Streptophyta; Magnoliopsida; Malvales; Dipterocarpaceae
Source: the annotation of a GenBank genome assembly
AACAUUAUUACUAUUACUAUUAUUUUUUCAGGAUACUUAUGUUGCGGAGUGCACAGAGAGUCAUGGCUCUGAUGCUAGUUCGUGGCCACGCAUGGAUAACGAGGCAUGGGUUAAGGCUGUUGAAGGUUGCUCAUCUAAUUUCAUGCUAGGGAUUGGCUCCCAAGUAAAUCCAGAGAUGGCAAUUGCACAAUCUGUUGCAGCAGCUCUAGCCGCUCAUGGCAUCUCCCCUCAGGCAGGUCAUCAUCUAGUUGCCCCACCACAGCCGUCACAUGGUCCUGGCUCAAGUCUUCGCAUGAAUUCAGCUUUCACCUACUCCACUGAUUCUACACAAACCUCUCAUAUGGUUCUUGAAUAUCAACAACAACAGCAGCAGUUUUCGCCUCAAGAUGAUGAUGCAUACCAUCCUAUUUUUGAGCCAGACUAUCAAGGUCCUUAGUGUUUUUAUUUUUCUGCUACACACAUUAUCUAUACACUUUGCGUGGUUGGCUUUAUUUUUGUUAGUACUUUAAACUGUUAGCUUUAGCUUUUCAUUUCAUUAUGAUAUCUUUUCUUAUUUUGCUUGACCUCCAGUGAUCAUACUUCAAAAGGUAUGAAGUUUUGGAUUGCUUUGGAGGUUAAUUAUUAUUAACUGAAUAUCGUAGGUAUUUAAGACAAUGGUAUGUGAUUGCCAUACUUUGUAGUUGUGGUUAUAGUUAUGGUUGAAAAGGUAUAAUUGUUUUUAGCAUGCUAGACUUGUAGAAUAUAUGUGUUUUUCAUUG